Pantherophis guttatus is the source of this 2606-nucleotide messenger RNA. RefSeq names its product immunoglobulin superfamily containing leucine-rich repeat protein 2. The record is from RefSeq and is a predicted model, not a curated record. NCBI's taxonomy places the organism in Eukaryota, Metazoa, Chordata, Lepidosauria, Squamata, Colubridae. Gene Ontology annotation, molecular function: protein binding.
UCUCCGGGCGCUUGGCUUGCGCGCUCGGGCUCGGCCAGCUCCGCUGAGCGAAGGUGAGGCUUUCUCAAAGGGGCGGUGGGCGGCGAUCGGGAGGAGAGGGAGGGGGCGAGACUCGGAAAGCCGCCGCUCCCAUCCCGAAGGGAAGGAAGGAAGGAAGGAAGGAAGGAAGGAAGGAAGGAAGGAAGGACCCACGGCGGCCCCCCAUCCCGAGUGGGGCGGCGCCACACGCGAGCCUAGUCCCAUGCCUGGAGUUCCGCAGGGCUCCCGCGCCCCCCGAAGGAAACGCUCUCGGAGCCUGAGAUAAAGCGACCCAAGAUGGUGACCUCGCUUCUGCUGCGCGCCUGGCUGGCGGCCUCGGCUUUCUGGUGGUCGCCCAGCGCCGGCUGCCCGGAGCCUUGCGCCUGCGUGGACAAAUACGCGCAACAGUUUGCCGACUGCGCUUACAAAGACCUGCAGACGGUGCCGUCGGGGCUGCCUUCCAACGUGACCACGCUGAGCCUCUCCGCCAACAAGAUCACGGCGCUGGCCCGGGGCACCUUCGCCGAAGUCACCCAAGUCACCUCGCUCUGGUUGGCCCAUAACCAGAUCCGCGCAGUGGAGGAAGGCACGCUGGCCGUGCUGGGCCUCCUGAAGAACCUCGACGUCAGCCACAACCAGAUCUCGGACUUCCCCUGGGCCGACCUGCGCAACCUCAGCGCCCUGCAGCUGCUGAAGAUGAAUAAUAACCGGAUGGCCCACCUGCCCGCCGGGGCCUUCAGCUCCCUGAGCGACUUGCGCUCCUUGCGCAUCAAUAAUAACUUCUUCAGCGGCCUGGCCGAGGGCACUUUCGACCCGCUGACCUCGCUCUCCCACCUGCAGAUCUACAACAACCCCUUCAACUGCACCUGCCAGCUCAUGUGGCUGAAGAACUGGACGGAGCACACCUUGAUCUCCAUCCCGGAGAGGGAGACCAUCACCUGCGCUGCGCCCGAGGCCUGGAAGGGCCAACCGCUGCUCAACGUGCCCUAUAUGCGCUGCGCCCCGCCCGCCGUGCGCCUCAGCUCCCAGCCGGACCUGCAGAGCCUGGCCUACGGCUCCUCGCUAGCUUUGCACUGCCACGCCGAGGGGCUCCCGCGGCCCGAGCUCACCUGGCGGAUCCAAGCCUCCGGCCAGACGUUGGAGAUCGCGGGCAGCGAGGCCGACCGGCUGAACGCGCUGCCUCCGGCGGCCGCGGGGGAGAGGCAGAGCUUCCGCGCCUUCCCCAACGGCACCUUGCUGCUCCCUCACCUGGGCAAGAAGGAGGAAGGCACCUACACCUGCGUGGCCGCCAACGAGGUGGGCAGCAACCAAAGCUCGCUCCGCGUGGCUCUGGCCGACGCCGCCCCCAAGGACAAGGACUCCGUCGGCAACCCCAAGACCGAAGCCAAGGCGCCGCCCGGCGAGCGCAAGGCGUCCAAGAACAGCGUGAUGAAGCCGGAGGAGAAGCGCAAGCUCCUCUGGCCUCCGGACUCAGACGCUGCGCGCGAUCCUGACACGCCCGGCGGUGGCGGCACGGAGGCCGAACCCAGCGAAUCCGACUCGGGGGCCGACGCGCCCUCUCGGCCGGCCGGCUUCGAGCCUCGCUGCGGCGGCGGGGUCGGCGGCGCAGGACCGAUCCAGCUGCCGCGCUACGUCUCCAACCACGCGUUCAACCAGAGCUCGGAGCUGAAGCCGCAGAGCUUCGAGCUGGGCGUCAUCGCGCUGGACGUGUCGGAGCGCGAAGCCAAGGUGCAGAUUACGCCUUUCUCCGGCCGGGAGAAGGGCCAGCUGCGCCGGCUCUACCUGUGCCAGGAGAGCCGUCGGGGGGCUCCGCCGACGCUGGUGCGGUGGUCGCAGAUCGAGGAAGGCCUGAACGCCUACUGGUUCCGAGGCCUCGUCCCGGGCACCAACUACUCGGUGUGCCUGAGUUUCGCGGGGGGCGAGGACUGCCAGGUGCAGGUGGUCUUCAGCACCAAGAAGGAGGUCCCUUCCCUGCUGAUCAUCGUGGUGGUCAGCGCCUUCCUGCUGGCUCUGGCCACCCUCCCGCUGUUGGGUGCCACCUGCUGCCACCUGCUCUCCAAGUACCAGGGCAAGACCUACCGCCUGAUCCUCCGGGCGCAGAACCCGGCCGACCAGAUGGAGAAGCACAUGGCAGCCGACUUCGACCCCCGGGCGUCUUACCUGGAGUCGGAGAAGAACUACCAGCCCAGCGAGGUGGGCCGGGGGGAGCUGGAAGAGGAGGAAGAUGACGAGGAGGAAGAGGAAGAAGAGGGGAGGGCCAGCGAGGGCGGGGGGCAGCUGGCCAGGGACCCCAGCUUGGCGGCUGGCUCCAUGGCGGAAUCCCAAUCCAAAGCCAACCAGGAGGAAUUCGAAGGGGGCUCCGAGUACAGCGACCGCCUCCCGCUCGGGGCCGAGGCCGUGAAUAUCUCCCAGGAGAUCAACGGCAACUACAAGCCUCCGCCUCGCUGAGCUGGCCCGGCGGGCUCCCCUCCCGAAACUCGGAGGCGCUCGCGCUUCCUCGCCGGACCCGCGGAUCCAUCGUUUUAUUGGGAAGGGUCUCCGCUUGGAACAAGGGCGGAGUAUUUCAGCCUAAAUUGGCUGUGGUUGGG